Molecule: messenger RNA, 2526 nt
Organism: Lampris incognitus (smalleye Pacific opah)
Lineage: Eukaryota; Metazoa; Chordata; Actinopteri; Lampriformes; Lampridae
Gene: e2f7
Product: E2F transcription factor 7
Exons: 13
Coding region: 115-2526 (803 amino acids)
Biological process (GO): regulation of transcription by RNA polymerase II
Cellular component (GO): RNA polymerase II transcription regulator complex
Molecular function (GO): DNA-binding transcription factor activity, RNA polymerase II-specific; RNA polymerase II cis-regulatory region sequence-specific DNA binding
Source: RefSeq, a predicted model, not a curated record
CCAGUGUCGAGUUCCUCUCCGCGCAGAGCGGCAGUCAGGGGGGCAGACUGAGCACCGCCGCCCGCUGCGAGGCUGAUCUGACGCUGUAGCCGGGGUAUUUUAUUCGCAAGAAAGAUGGAGAUGGACUGUCUGACUCUGAAAGACCUCAGCAGCCCCAGGAAGGGCUGCAAAGUGGACCUGGACGAGGACGGGAGGGAAAAUGACCAAAAGGAAAACAUCUGUGCAGAGUGGAGGAGAUCCACCCCAAUGAAGGCUGAGUCCGCUGUGCUGCUGGGGCGGAAAGCCCCCACGCCUGACCUGUCCCACAUCACCCCCAUCAAACACCCCGACAAGGCCUCCAGCGCUGAGCCCCUGACCCCCACCGCCAACCUGAAGGUGCUGAUCAGUGCCGCAAGCCCGGACAUCCGGGACCGAGAGAUGAGGAAGGGACUGUUUCGGCCCAUUGAAAAUGAGAGGGAGACACCGGCGAUGGCAGAUAUGGUAGAAGUUACAGGGAUGGAGAGUUCUUGCCAGUUUGAGACAGUGGAGGAGGACGAGGAUGUUGAGAAAAAGCCCAGCAGGAAGCAGAAGAGCCUGGGUCUGCUAUGCCAAAAGUUCCUUGCUCUCUACCCUGACUCACCACCAGCCAACAACCCCAUCAGGAUCUCACUGGAUGAGGUGGCUGCCAGUCUAGGUGUGGAGCGGCGGAGAAUCUACGACAUUGUCAAUGUGCUGGAGUCCUUGAUGAUUGUAGGCCGAAUCGCUAAGAACCGCUACACCUGGCAUGGCCGUCUGUGGCUGGUGUCCACGCUGGGCGGGCUGAAGCGAGAUGCCCGGCAGCAGGGCUACCACCUCUACAUGGAACAGGCCGCCGAGGCCAGAGAGAGCAGGACGCCCCGUGGGGAGGCCUCCAUGGAGGGAGGAGGAGAUGGGGAGUCCAGCCACAGAACCACCGGCAACCGCAAGGAUAAAUCUCUCCGGAUCAUGAGCCAGAAGUUCGUCAUGCUCUUCCUGGUCUCCAGAGACCAGAUUGUCACUCUGGACGUGGCAGCAAAGGUCCUCAUUGAGGAGAGCCAGGAUUCGUCAAACCACAGCAAGUACAAGACCAAGGUCCGCCGCCUGUAUGACAUCGCCAAUGUCCUGACCAGCCUGGGCCUGAUUAGGAAGGUCCACGUUUGGGACGAGAGGGGCAAGAAGCCAGCCUUUCAGUGGCUUGGCCCUGUCAAUUUUAACAAUCCCAGCGGAACGACAGCUGCUGUGGUACCCGACACCAGCAUGACCACUCAGCCAUUGGCUGACCAGGCAGCCAGGAAGCCCAAGCUGGCACGCCACGCCUCCUUCAACGUCACCCCCACCACUGCUGUCCCCUAUCGGCAGGUUAAUUCUGCUCCCAGCACUCCGCAUCGAGAGCCCACAGGUGUACAACACCAACCUGUUGACUACUCCAGGAGAAAUACAGCCACCACCGCAAUGUGCCAACUGCAGCCUGGAAAUACUACAGAAGAGCGUCUCACCUUAGGACUGCCGACAGCUGCCCCAGAAGAGUUGCUCCCCUCUUCCCUCCAGCACCACCAACACCCCCGCCUGGCCUACCUGCCCAGCCUGUCCCACCCCUCCGUGGUAAUGCUGUACAGACCACCUGCCAAAACUGAGAGGUCCGACCGGACUCAGACGAGUCAGAGGUCACCGGGAGGAUCCUCCUUGCCUGCAGAGACGAAGAAGAGAAAGAGGGACAGAGAGGAGGAAGAGGCAGAGAGGGAAGAGAAGAUGGCAGUGAUUAAUAUGGAGCCGUAUCAGGAAGAGGAUCCUGACCAGAGGAGAGCAAAUGUUCAGACGGGCGCGGGUGACUGUUCACAGCCAUGUUUCUCCAGAACCUCCCCGGGCAACCGGGGGGGUCAUCCCAGAGACCUGCCCCUCUCCACGGCCCCGGGCGACAGGGAAGCGAGUGCCCAUGACCCCGGUGACCUGGCCCAGCCGUCUCACUACCUGUACAUCCCUAACAGUGCAGGUCUGAACAGCCUCAACUUCCUGCUCCCUGCCAGUCAACCAACAGGGAGCAUGUCACUUCCUUCAGGUGUUAUGCCCACCCUGACCCUGCCCUAUGUCCUGGUCCCUUCCUCAACCCUCCCCCACUACCCACUCCUCCAGCAGCAGGGCAGUGACCCCUCCCACACCAACCUGGGGUUCACCCUGCCGGCUGUGAUGUCACCCACCCACUUCCUGGUGGGGGCGGGGCCUUACGGUCUGGCAGGUUCUCCGGAGGUCUGCGGGUCACCGGUUCCGUCCCCGACCACCCCAGAGCAGAACGGGCUGUAUGGACUGACGGCAGCCCCCCCGCUCUCGCCCCCAGGGGCCCGACAGACGGUCAACAUCCCCGCCCCGGAGCCACUGACACCACGCACACCCAAGGAGACCACACUUAAUGCCUCCAAGGCCUUCUUCCAGACCCCGGGCGACCUGGGAAAUGUAGUCACACCUGCCCCGGUCACUCGCAAAAGAGGCUCCGCCCAGAGGAGGCUGGACAUCGGCCAGCCGCCGCCUAGCUAG